Pecten maximus is the source of this 1809-nucleotide messenger RNA. RefSeq lists its product as uncharacterized. The transcript is spliced from 3 exons. The coding region runs from base 29 to 1042 and encodes 337 amino acids. The record is from RefSeq and is a predicted model, not a curated record. Lineage: Eukaryota; Metazoa; Mollusca; Bivalvia; Pectinida; Pectinidae.
ACAUAAAAAUAGACCACUCGUCAAACCCAUGGUAAUCGUAACAACAACUGGGUACAUCGUUUCUAUUCUGGGACCAUAUCACGCCGAUUCAAAAAACAACGAUGCUUCCAUACUGAAACACAAUAUCAAGACCAACAUGGAGAACAUGAAGGAUUGGCUGCAGACAGAUGACCUCCUAGUUGUGGACAGAGGAUUUAGGGAUUCCCUGGAGUUUCUGAGUGAACUCGGAAUAAAGUACCAGAUGCCAACAUUCCUUCAGAAAGGUCAAAAACAACACACAACAGAAGAGGCCAAUGCUUCUCGACUCGUUACAAAAAUACGAUGGAUAGUCGAGUCAGUAAAUGGAAGGUUGAAGCAGUGGCGAUAUCUUCAGAAUGUCAUGCCGAACACACAGAUACCAGCCAUCGGCGACUACGUGCGGCUUGUUGCAGCCCUGUGCAACCGCUACCGAACACCACUCAACACUGGCACAACUGAAGGUGACCAACUGGUAGCAGCUAAGAUGAAGGUUCUGGCGUCCAAGGGGAAUGCUCUUCAGCAGCGUGUCCAGGAGGAGAAUCUCGACACCCGAAAACACUCCUGGAAAUCUAUAGAUGUUGCCGAUGCUGUUGACCAGUUUCCCUCCAUGUCAGAAGAAGACAUCAGAAACCUGACUAUAGGAGUGUACCAAGUGAAGCUUGCUCGUUCUUACACAUCAGAGCACUUAAGCGAGGACGGCGACUACACAAUCAUGGUUAAUGAUGAGGUUAAUGGUAUGCUACGUGCCCGUAUUCAAAGUCGACACACCAGUGCGAAGAAAUAUCUUCUUUGGAUUGAGUACAGUCCCGCUGUUGUUUUAGGCUGGUUUUGUCAAUGCAAGACUGGAGCUCGAGUUGUCGGCACAUGCGCACACGUAUCAGCUGUUGUUUGGUAUCUGGGAUAUGCACGACAUGUGGGAAGUGUUAGGGGCGUAAAAGACUGGUCUGCAUUUCUGGAAGACGCUGCUAAGGUUCCAGAACUUGUAGACGGAUCUGAUAGCGACAAUAGUGACCCGGAGGAGUGAUAAGGUGUACGGUUUAUUUUGGUGGAUAUUAUGACAUUGAUAUUUUAUCAUUUCUCAUCGGACGUAAUGUUGAUUAGAUGUUUUUUGUAUCAGCUAUGUGGUCACACAUGUUAGUGGACAUUUUGGUAAAUAUCUAUAUUUUCUCAAAUGAAAUCACUUAAUUCCUGUAAUAUCAGGAUUCAUUAACCAUUGGAAAAUUAUGUUCACCUUAAUCAUGCUACUUUGAUUAUAUCUUGAUUAACAUGAUAUUUUGAUGAUAUUCUAUGACAACAUUUUUUUUUAUAUUCUGAUAACAUGCUAUUUUGUUAUUUUCUUGACAUGAUCCUUAAAUACUCUGAUGCCAUAAUGUUUUGUUGAUAACAUGAUCCUUUAAUAUUCUGAUGCCAUGCUUUUUGUUGAUUACAUGAUCCUUUAAUACUCUGAUGCCAUGCUGUUUUGUUGAUAACACUAUCCUUUAAUAUGCUGAUGCCAUGCUGUUUUGUUGAUUACAUGAUCCUUUAAUAUGCUGAUGCCAUGCUGUUUUGUUGAUAACACUAUCCUUUAAUAUGCUGAUGCCAUGCUGUUUUCUUGAUAACACUAUCCUUUAAUAUGCUGAUGCCAUGCUGUUUUCUUGAUAACACUAUCCUUUAAUAUGCUGAUGCCAUGCUGUUUUCUUGAUAACACUAUCCUUUAAUAUGCUGAUGCCAUGCUGUUUUCUUGAUAACACUAUCCUUUAAUAUGCUGAUGCCAUGCUGUUUUCUUGAUAACACUAUCCUUUAAUAUGCUGA